Messenger RNA from Populus euphratica (Euphrates poplar), 1006 nucleotides. RefSeq names its product abrin-a-like. The transcript has 2 exons. NCBI's taxonomy places the organism in Eukaryota, Viridiplantae, Streptophyta, Magnoliopsida, Malpighiales, Salicaceae. Bases 395 to 1006 code for a protein of 203 amino acids. The record is from RefSeq and is a predicted model, not a curated record.
AAUAUACACAUAUCCGGCAUGUAUACACUUCCCGAUCCUAUAAUUCGAAUGUAUGCCUCCGGAGAAGGUACGAAUUUUAAAAAUUAUUCAAGGCCGUUGUCCGUUGUUGGGGCAAGCGGCAAUCUCUGCGUUUCAGUAAACAGAUUCUCGCCGCUGCCAGUGGAUUGCAAGACCGACACAAAAGAGCAACAAUGGGGGUUCUGUACAGUUGGUACUGUGCGAACAGAAAUGACAUUCUCGUUCUUCCAUGCAGCUUCAGUUCGUCUGGUUAUAUAGUCUGGCGAUAUAGGGACCCUGAUAAGGCCAUUGUGAAUGGUGCCCACUGAAAUGGUAAUGGAUUUGCGCAGCUCUAUAACAACAGUCGCCCGACAAAUAAUUCUUUGGCCAACAGAUAAUGGAGCAAACCAGCACUGGUGAGAUUUGGAAAUUCCCACGAUCCAUAAUGGAAGGAAACAUGAAAGUUUGGAUUUUGCAGUUGGUGGCACUAUGGGUUGUGUUAGUGGCAAUUCACGAUCACCAUGUCGUGGCAAACGAUGGUGGCAUUAAUACACAUCCCGGCCCUGUAAUUCGACUGCAUGCCUCCGUAGAAGGUAGGAAGGCUAUCAAUGAUUCAAGGCCGUUGUCCAUCGUCGGGGCAGGCAGUAAACUCUGCGUUUCAGUGAACAGAUUCGUGCCCCAGCUAGUGGAUUGCAAGGCCGACACAAAAGAGCAAAAAUGGGAGUUCUAUACAGAUGGUACUUUGCGGACAGAGACGGACCUUAGCAUGUGCCUCACUUGUAAUGACCUAACCCAAGGAAGCGACAUUCUCGUUCUCCCAUGCAACUUCAGUUCGUCUGAUUAUAUAUUUUGGAGAUAUAGGUCCUCUGAUUAUGCCAUUAUUAAUACUGCCAGUGCUUCUAAAGACCUGGUAAUGGAUUUGCGCGAAGGUCAAACAGAAGUCCCUCAACAAAUAUUUCUUUGGCAAUCCAAUGGUGGAGACAACCAGAUGUGGUAUCUAGUACCAUGA